Poecilia reticulata (guppy) is the source of this 3669-nucleotide messenger RNA. The record is from RefSeq and is a predicted model, not a curated record. NCBI's taxonomy places the organism in Eukaryota, Metazoa, Chordata, Actinopteri, Cyprinodontiformes, Poeciliidae.
AUGGAUAAAGUGGACAUCACAGAUGAUAAUAGACAAGAGGUGACUGUCACCUUGGAGACUGACCACACUAACAGCUACAUCCACGCAGGUUUAAACCGUGUGAAUGGGAUCGCCCUCAAACAUGGGAGACUUGACCCGGGCUUUCAAGGCUGUCAUCUUCUGGGUGGAGCGAGAGAGGCAAAACGGGAAGCUCAUGCAGACCAGAGCGUCACCAUCCUGCACGCCAAGGUUGCUCAGAAGUCUUAUGGCAACGAGAAAAGGUUUUUCUGCCCUCCACCUUGUGUUUAUAUCAGCGGUCAUGGAUGGAGAGUCAUGCAGGAUCAUUUGAAAGCRGGAGGUUAUGGGGACUCWGUUUAUCGGAUAUGUGGUUACAUGUGUCUGGACAGCUCCAGUCAGUCACAAGCAGACACAUUCAAGCUGCUCUUUGAUGAGCAACCAAACUCAAGGUUGUUUGCUUGUGCAAAGUCUCUCUUCAUCUCCGACCAGGACAAGAGGAAGCAUUUUUGCCUGCUGCUGCGACUUUUUUUAGGCAACAGACAGGAAGUGGGUUCCUUCCAAAGCAGGAUGAUCAAAGUGAUCUCCAAACCUUCCCAGAAGAGACAGUCCAUGAAGAAUGCUGACUUGUGUAUAUCCUCCUGCUCCAAAGUGGCUUUGUUCAACCGUUUACGCUCUCAGACGGUCAGCACUCGUUACCUCUCGGUGGACAGAGGAGCUUUCAUAGCCAGCGCCAGACAGUGGACAGCCUUCACCAUCAUCAUGGGUAAAUUGGAUGACCAGCGUUCUGACCACGGCGGGAUUGUGCUGAGUGAAGGCUUCAUCUGUUAYGGUUCUGUGGUCCAGUUAAUUUGCACUGAGUCAGGAGUUGCCCUGCCACCCAUGGUUAUCCGGAAGGUCAACAAGCAGCACGCCAUCUUAGACGUGGACGAACCCGUUUCUCAGCUACACAAGUGUGCCUUUCAGUUCAGAGACAAUCCCAACUCKUAUCUGUGCCUGUUGAACGAUACCAUCAUACAGUACCAGGCUCCGUCCAGCAUCAGAGACUCCAGCAGGGUGGUGCUAAACGAUGGAUCCUGCUGGACCAUUAUUGGCAACUGGCCUCAGAUCCCACACCUGAAGAGCUGGGGAGUCAUACUUCAGGGUCUCUGGUCUCCCAAAUCUCUGCUCUGCGUCAUCCCGGAUGUUUCGGUUUACAGUGACAGCUGGCACUGUUUUCGUCGCAUUAUCACCCUUCCUUUGUCGCUCAUCAGAACUGACGGCCUCAUUUACCGAACAUCCUACAGCUUCACCUACACCCCGGAGCUCCACCUGCCUGCAUCCUCCCGAGGAGCAGCCGGAGGCAGAGAGGGAGGGGYAGAUGGAGGCCAGGAGGACGGGGAGGACAUCCUGUUAGAGACAAUUCAYCAAGAGUUCACCAGAACWAAUUUUCACCUCUUYAUGCAGAGUUAACCAGCUUGUUUACRGUCCUCAGCUGAAUUUAAUAUUAUGAAACAAAGAAAUAAGGCCUGCAGUCUGGUCCAWUUACAUGAAAUCACUCAUUGUAGUCCUUUGUAGACUUAUUURUUCUUGCAGAAAUACAUUUUACAUGAGGGUGUCCAAUGAAGGGUUUAAAAAAGUAGUAAUUAUUUGUUAACAUGGUUCUUUCAGUGGGUUUGAUCUAAAUCCAAAGGAAAGAUCUGAAUUCAAACCUUGCAGGAAGCUCAUCUGUGUUGAAUACAGAGAGCAAACACUGACUUUUUGCAGCCAUCAGAAAGACACAUUUUGGUAUGUCUAAUAUAAUAUUAUAAUGUGUAUUGAAAAAGAAAAAAAAAUCUUGAAACAAAAGACGUGCUGACUGCUCUGUGACAGGAUGUUGUUUCUGAAGGGACAGACUCACCAUCUGAGGGCUGCCUGCAGAGAGAAUAAACUGCGUCCUAUUGGAUCCAUUUAGAAACAGCUUUCAACUUCAGUUUCUGUGAAAUGAAGGWAGCAAGAGUGUAAUCUGUACCUUUUUAUGUGAUAGUUUSUGACCCAGCUGUAAUAAUUUAAAGUCAUGUAAGACAAACAUGGUUGAGUUUCAAGYAACCACUACAGGUUUGCGGUAAUCAGCAUCAUAUACUGAGAAAGGGAGUUAGGAAACUAAACAAUAAUUUGAUCAAGAUCAGCUYGUKCAUAUAAUUUAUAUAGUGAAUAUUUAAAUGCUCCUGUUGGGCAAAGCAUGGGGUCUUUCUCCAGACCUCUGUCUCCAGAAGUCAUAGGGUAAGAUUCAGGGUGUGCAAAGUUGACAGGUUGCCAAUCWGUCACAGGGACAGUGAAGCAAAUUAAAGAAACAUUUUAAUGCAGAAGYGYGCCAAAUAAGACAAUGUUAAGAAAUGCUUAAAGGUUUUUGUGUUUUUUUUCACAAGGUACUUUUUAUCUGACAAGACAACCUCAUGAGAACAUAUUCUAAUUUAUUGAAAAUGACUCUGCAUGCUUUUGAUCAAUCUGAUGAAACCAGAAUACCCAGAGAGCAACUUUACACAGAACUGCCAGGAAUUGAACACAGGGCCUUUUGAUGUGAGGCAACAGUAUUUACAACCAAAGAUCAGCAGAAAAUUAACUGAUCAAACGGCUUCAAAUGAAAGGCAGAUGCAACACAUUGCAAUCGUUUGUUUUUUAGCUACAGUGGCAUUUUGGUUCUUAAUGGAAUUGGGAGAAGAGAAAACUUUGUCACACUGGGUGAGAACAUUCAGACUCCACACAAAACAGCCCCUGAGAGAUGUGAACCAGAGACCUUCUAGGUGUUGGCCUACAGCGCUGACUGUGCUGCAACGGCGUUGACAGCCCGACUGACCCAAGUGUUACUUUGAGAGAUUUGUGCCUCUUGCAGAGGUUCUGUUAUGAAAGACAACAGUGCCAUGUCACCAGUGCUGCUAAUGUUUUUACUGCCUCUUUGAUUUAUCCAGCUCACAUCUGAUUAGACACACAUUUUGGCUCUGAACUGUUGUUGGCUGAGUUCAUAGUGACUCAUUGUUUAGUUGUGAUUUGCUUAAAUCAGUUUUGUGCUUAUGAAAAUUUUAGCUGUUGUUUUUAGGCUUCUGUCUGACUAAACACUGCAAUAAUAAUUGGUGGAAUAAGGUUUUGUCAUCAACAUAUCAACAGUAUCACAACUUUGCAUAUUUAUGUAUCUGUUUGUAUUUGUAUUAUGCAUACAUCUAAUGUUAUGCAUGUAAGCUUGGGUCACUACUAAUCAGCUUCAUCUUUAACAGCACUUUAUUCUCUUUGUGCUAUCCGUUUUACAGGAACCUAAUAUUUAUGCUGGCAUCUACAUUGACCAGCCCAGUAUAAAACUUGAGACGACACUUGAAUAAUUACUUUAGAUUACCAAUGAUUGUUGAAAAGCUUUCUUUGCAAACUUUGUGAACAGAUAAGUCAAGCUGCUCAGGUAGCCGUGUUUUCAUGAGUUUAAGGAUUAUUUCUGUGRCUUUGCGUCUGGAAUUGCCUCUGAUCUUCUGCUGUGCUGCACAUUAGACAGAAAUGUUGGAAGCAGAAUAAAGCGAYGACAGAUAUCUUUUGGAUCACAUCCCAUUUGUUUCCACCGCUCUACAAUAUUAGCCCUUGGCAAUGUUAGGUUCUCAGUCUUUUUUUGUUAAUCCAGUUAAUCAAAGUGUCAGUUUGCAGCAAAACUCAAACACCAACAAAGCUUACUUUGCU